UCUGUGCAAUACACACUCCGUUAUGUAGUUACACUGUAGUGUUUAUUACGUUAUUAAAACCGCUCUCUAUGAAAAACAGUUUGUUCGUUGAAAAGUAAAAUUCGUUCUGUAAAUUCGGCAAUUCGCUUUGUAAAUCUUAAAGUUGUUCUGUGUUUACAAAUGUUUAUUAUGUGCUUAUGGCAUUUCGCUAUGAACAAGUGUUUUUCGAGUAAGUGAAAAAUUGUUCUGUAUAUUAGACUGGUCGUUUUGUGCAUUUUACCGUUGUUCUAUAUAGACUAUGUUGUUCUAUGUGUGCAACUUUGUAACGUAUCCUUAUCGCAGUUCAUUGUGUACAAUCCUUACCGUUAUCUCGAAAUGACUACACGUUCUGCGAACACAACCAACUGUUCUGCAAAUACUGUAAUGUGUUCUGUACAUACCAAUUAUUUACCAGUAUUUGUACAUAACCUUCAACCAAAAUAUUAAAAAUGGAGGCAAUGGAACGUGUUUUAAGAAGCGUUAACUUGGAUGCACAUUUUUUUUUAAAUCAGGAGCGAAAAAAUAACCCCUGACAUUAAUUGUAAACUGACAAGGAAAGACUUUGUUAAUCUUGGAAUUAAUAGCAAUGCAGAUAUGAUGAGAUUACGUGUUGAAUGUAUCCGAUUUGGAAAAAAGAACAAGGUGUUUAAGUUCGAAAUAACAAAGGAUAUUAUUCAUACAUUGUUGGAAUCGGGCUUUUCUGUAAAAGGUAUGGCUAAAAUGUUGGAUGUAUCAGAGAGAACAGUGUUUCGCCGAAUGAUUCAGUUCAACAUAUAUGUGCACAGUUUUACUGAUAUUGACAACCAAACGCUAGACAAACAUGUCAGAGAGCUUAUUUCUGAGUAUCCUCGCUGCGGAGAGAAAAUGAUAGGACAGAUACUUCGUGUGAGAGGAAUAAAGGUAAAGAGGUCCCAAUUAAGAGAACGACUGCACAUUGUCGAUAAAGAAGGGAUUCAAGAGAGACGCCACAGACGUUUGCACAGAAGAAUCUACAACGUGGAGGCCCCAAAUUAUGUAUGGCACAUUGAUAGUAAUCACAAGCUUAUUCGAUGGAGAUUCAUUAUUUCUGGUGGUGUUGAUGGCUUCAGUCGUUUUGUUGUUUUUCUUAAAUGUAUCGAUAACAACAAGUCCAAAACAGUAUACGGCUGCUUCAAGAAAGCUGUAGCAAAAUAUGGGAUUCCAAAGAAAGUUCGAACAGAUCAAGGAAUGGAAAAUCUUGAUAUUGCCAGAUAUAUCCUGGAUAACGGUUAUGGAAUGAUAACAGGCAAAAGCGUUCAUAACCAGCGUGUUGAGAGAAUGUGGAGAGAUGUGUACGAAGGUGUUCUUUCUUACUUCCAUGACCUUUUCUUUUAUAUGGAAGAGGAAAGUAUUCUAGAUCCUCUGGAUGAACGCCACAUAUGCGCACUGCAUUUUGUUUUCCUUUCGAACAUAAACCAUAAACUUGACACGUGGAAUGAGGCGUGGGCAAACCACAGAUUGCGAACUGUUCGUUCUACUUCUAAACGUUUGUUUUUAGCAGGAGCAAUAAACGUAAAUACAGACCGUCCUUCUCAAACAGCAGACGAAGCAGAUACCGUAAAUGCUAACCAGCUAUUACAUGAGUCCAGGCCGAUAUUUCAGCAAUCAACAUAUAUUGUUUCUCAACAGUGUCAGCAGGAGUUGGAACAUUUAGAUACAGAUUUUGAGAUUUCUCGAUCCGGAGUCCAGAUUUUCAUUCAAGCUGUACACAUUAUAUUAAUACAUGACAGUUUUCCAAACUAAUAGCGUAGAAAUAAAUGUAUGACACUGUUCUUUUUCAUGAUUGUAAAACUCAGAAUGGUUAUUUCGCCA
Messenger RNA from Dreissena polymorpha, 1848 nucleotides. RefSeq lists its product as uncharacterized. Gene Ontology annotation, biological process: DNA integration. The record is from RefSeq and is a predicted model, not a curated record. Bases 613 to 1779 code for a protein of 388 amino acids. Gene Ontology annotation, molecular function: nucleic acid binding. The transcript is spliced from 2 exons. Lineage: Eukaryota; Metazoa; Mollusca; Bivalvia; Myida; Dreissenidae.